CCUGCCCCUCCCAAAUCUAGUUUAGUUGUCGCGGCCGGACCUCGACCUGGUCCGAGACGCGCGGUGCGAGCCAGUGGCAGAGCCAUGGCUGGCGGGGAAGACCGCGGGGACGGGGAGCCGGUCUCAGUGGUGACCGUGCGGGUGCAGUACCUGGAGGACACCGAUCCCUUUGCAUGUGCCAACUUCCCGGAGCCGCGCCGGGCCCCCACCUGCAGCCUGGACGGGGCGCUGCCCCUGGGCGCACAGAUACCCGCGCUGCACCGCUUGCUGGGGGCGCCGCUCAAGCUAGAGGACUGUGCCCUGCAAGUGUCUCCCUCUGGAUACUACCUGGACCCUGAGCUGUCCCUGGAAGAGCAGCGGGAAAUGCUGGAGGGCUUCUAUGAAGAGAUCAGCAAAGGGCGGAAGCCUACAUUGAUCCUGCGGACCCAGCUCUCCGUGAGAGUCAAUGCCAUCUUAGAAAAAUUGUAUGGCUCCAGUGGCCCUGAGCUUCGCCGCUCUCUCUUCUCACUAAAGCAGAUCUUCCAGGAGGACAAGGACCUGGUGCCUGAAUUUGUGCACUCAGAGGGGCUGAGUUGCCUGAUCCGUGUGGGUGCUGCUGCUGACCACAACUACCAGAGCUACAUCCUCCGAGCACUGGGCCAGGUGAUGCUUUUUGUGGACGGGAUGCUGGGAGUGGUGGCCCACACUGAGACCGUGCAGUGGCUGUACAUGUUGUGUGCCAGCCUGUCCCGCUUGGUGGUGAAGACGGCUCUGAAGCUGCUGCUGGUGUUUGUGGAAUACUCCGAGAGCAAUGCACCGCUGUUCAUCUACGCAGUCAACUCUGUGGCCAGCACCACCGGUGCUCUACCAUGGGCCAACCUGGUGUGCAUCCUAGAGGAGAAGAAUGGUGCAGACCCUGAGCUGCUGGUGUACACAGUCACCCUCAUCAACAAGACGCUGGCAGCGCUCCCAGAUCAGGACUCCUUCUAUGACGUGACGGAUGCACUGGAGCAGCAGGGCAUGGAGGCACUGGUCCAGCGGCACUUGGGCGCUGCGGGCACUGACAUCGACUUACGUGCACAGCUUGUGCUCUAUGAGAGUGCCCUGCGGAUGGAGGAUGGAGACAUCGAGGAAGCCGCCGCAGGUGGGCGGCGGGAGCGUAGAAAGCCCUCUUCAGAGGAAGGCAAGAGGAGCCGCCGAUCUCUAGAAGGCGGGGGCUGCCAUGUGCGCACCUCAGAGCCUGGCCCCACAGGGCCCUCCUCCUCCUCCUUCUCCUCCUCCUCCUCCGGCCCUGACCCACUCACAAGCCCAGUGCCCAGCCCCAUGGGCCCUGCCUCUGGCCUCUGUACCUCUGCGAACCUCUUUCCUGCCCUCUCCGUGGCGUCCUCAGCUGACAGCUCUUGUGAGAGGAGCAUCUACAAAGCCCGGUUCCUGGAGAAUGUGGCAGCAGCAGAAACAGAGAAGCAGGCUGCGCUGGCCCAGGGCCGGGCAGAGGCAUUGGCUGGGGCAGUGCCCGAUGAGGCUGAUGGACACCCAGAUGCCCGGGAACUGUGGAGUUCCCCUGAACCGGUCCCAGUUUCUGCACCCAAAACACCCCAGAGCCCUGCCCCCCGAGUCCUGCUCAGGUCCCAGAGGAGCCUUGAACCAGAGCCCAAGGAGCCACUGGCUCCACCAAGCCCCAAGGCUGAGCCCACCCAGAAGUUCUCUACUCAUGUACCCAAGCUCUGCAUUGGGGACCUGGACUUCUCAGAUCUGAGGGAGGACGAAGACCAGGACAUACUGAACAUAGAGACUGUGGAGGCUGGGAAAGGGGUCCCGCCCCCACCACCCCCACUGCCCUUGCUCUCCCCAGGCCCCCCACCUCCUCCACCCCCACCUCCCCCACCUAUCAAAGGCCCCUUACCACCACCUCCACCACUGCCAGCUGCCCCUCUUCCCCCAUCAGCGCCUGAUGGCCUAGCCCUCCCCACCAAGAGGAAGACAAUCAAACUCUUCUGGCGGGAGCUAAAGCUGGCUGGGGGCCAUGGAAGCUCUGGGAGCCGCUUUGGGCCCUGCUCCACCCUGUGGGCCUCCCUGGAGCCUGUCUCCGUGGACACAGCCCGGCUGGAACACCUGUUUGAGUCCCGUGCCAAGGACGUAUUACCUGCCAAGAAAGCUGGUGAGGGCCGCCGGACAAUGACCACAGUGCUGGACCCCAAGCGCAGCAACGCUAUCAACAUUGGUCUAACCACACUGCCACCGGUGCAUGUCAUUAAGGCUGCCCUGGUCAACUUCGAUGAGUUUGCUGUCAGCAAGGACGGCAUUGAGAAACUACUGACCAUGAUGCCCACGGAAGAGGAGCGGCAGAAGAUCCAGGAGGCCCAACUGGCCAAUCCUGACAUACCUUUGGCCCCAGCUGAGACUUUCCUGAUGACUCUUGCCUCCAUCGGGGGCCUGGCUGCCCGCCUACAACUCUGGGCCUUCAAGCUGGACUAUGACAGCAUGGAACGGGAAAUCGCAGAGCCACUGUUUGACCUAAAAGUGGGCAUGGAACAGCUGGUGCAUAAUGCCACCUUCCGCUGCAUCCUGGCCACCCUUCUGGCUGUGGGCAACUUCCUCAAUGGCUCCCAGAGCAGUGGCUUUGAGCUGAGCUACCUGGAGAAAGUGUCAGAGGUGAAGGACACCGUGCGCAGGCAGUCACUGCUGCACCAUCUCUGCUCCUUGGUGCUCCAGAUGCGGCCUGAUUCCUCCGACCUCUACUCAGAAAUCCCCGCCCUGACCCGCUGUGCCAAGGUGGACUUUGAACAGCUGGCUGAGAACCUGGGGCAGCUGGAACAUCGGAGCCGUGCAGCUGAGGAGAGUCUGCGGAGCUUGGCCAAGCAUGAGCUGGCCCCGGCCCUGCGUACCCGCCUCACCCAGUUCCUGGCCCACUGUUCCCGACGCGUUACCACGCUGCGAGUAGUGCACCGCCGCGUCUGCAACAGGUUCCACGCCUUCCUGCUGUACCUGGGGUACACCGCACAGGCAGCCCGUGAAGUGCGCAUCAUGCAGUUCUGCCACACGUUGCUGGAGUUUUCGCUGGAGUACCGGACUUGCCGAGACCGGGUGCUCCAACAGCAGCAGAAGCGGGCCACCUACCGUGAGCGCAACAAGACCCGGGGACGCAUGAUCACUGAGACAGAGAAGUUCUCAGGAGUGGCUGGGGAAGCCCCCAGCAACCCGUCUGUACCAGUGGCUGUGGGUAGUGGGCCAGGCCAGGGUGAUGCAGACAGUCACGCCAGCAUGAAGAGUCUGCUGACCAGUAAGCCUGAAGAUGCCACACACAGCCGCCGCAGCAGAGGCCUGGUCCAGAGCACCUCCCCAAUGCCCACAGCAGUGGGGGCUUCCAAUGCACCCCCAGAAGAAUCCCCAGGCUCCAGUUCACCCAGUGACACUUCAGAUGAGAUCAUGGACCUGCUGGUGCAGUCAGUGACCAAGAGCAGUCCUCGUGCCUUAGCUGCUCGGGAACGCAAGCGUUCCCGUGGCAACCGCAAAUCUUGUGAGUACUCCCCACAUACCCGCUGCCUGCUUUAUCCCCAGCAAUCCCCUCCAACCCUGCUCUGUCCCUGCAGUGAGACGGACAUUGAAGAGCGGACUUGGAGAAGACCUGGUGCAGGCACUGGGACUGAGCAAGGGACCUGGCCUGGAGGUGUGAAGCCGCUGCCUCCAGAAUAUCUACCUGGGCCACAGCCUGCAUGCAAAAGACUAUAUAGAGUGAGGAGGGGCCAGAGCAGAAAUCUGGGCAUCUUCUCAACCCUGGGGUCACUCUGUACCCAGUGGCCAGUGCCUUGAGCAGUAUUAUCUGUGUUUGUGUUGUGUGUGUGUGUGUGUGUGUAUGUAUGAGCUCCCUGAACACGUGGAGCAUAAUAAAGUUUUCUUAGCCAAUC
Molecule: messenger RNA, 3884 nt
Organism: Myotis brandtii (Brandt's bat)
Lineage: Eukaryota; Metazoa; Chordata; Mammalia; Chiroptera; Vespertilionidae
Gene: FHOD1
Product: formin homology 2 domain containing 1
Exons: 22
Coding region: 85-3789 (1234 amino acids)
Biological process (GO): cortical actin cytoskeleton organization; actin filament network formation
Cellular component (GO): cytoskeleton; cytoplasm
Molecular function (GO): actin filament binding
Source: RefSeq, a predicted model, not a curated record